Messenger RNA from Peronospora belbahrii, 903 nucleotides. NCBI's taxonomy places the organism in Eukaryota, Oomycota, Peronosporomycetes, Peronosporales, Peronosporaceae. The record is from the annotation of a GenBank genome assembly.
AUGUCGAGCAGCUAUAAACAAAAAAAGUUAAAGACAUUGGCGACGCGUAAGAAAACGCGUAAACGCCGCAUAGACGAUGGCACGACGUUCGAGGAUGAUUCGUGUCGAACGUUCCAGCCACCGAUCAUACGGGAUCCAGGAUGGAAAAAGCCUUCAAUUGAUGUUGUAGUGUCUAGCAUUUCCAAGACUACAAGGCAAAAGAAAGCCGAGAAAAAGCGGCGUAAACUUGCUACGGACCAAGGACAAGGCGAAGAUGACGACAUUGCGAUCUUACAGCAAGACCCGGCCCCUAGUGAAGAAGAACAGGACUCGAACGCCAUGAACUUUAACAGUAGUAGUGGUUCACUCCUCACACCUCGAAAGAUGCCGCUACAACUGUGCAAUUCAAUGGAUGACACGGUGGCCAAAGCUAUCGAGAUGCACGCUGAUAUUCGUCGUAAAGAUGGUCGACAGAAGACCAGAGUGCUGCUACUCGUCGACGCUCGAUCAAUUUUCAAGCUGAUGAAAAAGAAAAUGAAUAUCCAUUCUGAAAUGGUAAAGUCCAAGAGCAGACGAGGUGUGGGCUCUGCCAAGAAGCCUGAGAUGGUUUACAAGAACACGGGGCUAGUGAAAACGCCGCUGAACCACUUCAAGGACGUAAACAAGAAUGUUCUCAUCGGUUACAAGAGUGGCAAGUUAUCGUCUCUCCUCGCACAAGAUUUGUCUUUCUAUCCAUACACCAAUUUCAAAGUACAACACGUUAUUUUCGUGGCAAAGGAAGCGGCAUCGGCAAUUAACUUGGAUCGUACAUUGCUGCAAAAUGUUGCAAUGCACUUGUUUGUCAUGAACGACAAGAACACAAGUGGGAUAUUAGAAAAUGACAUCGAGGUUUUGAAUAAAGUCUAUCAAGUCACGAAAGCGUAA